UUUUGUUUUUUCGCUUGCUCUGCGCGUUUAUAAAAUGGAUAAAUUUCUCAAAAGAUCGCAGCCUUCAACAUCUGGUACGAGUAUCAAUAGCGGUGGUGGUGAAUCAUAUCCGAAAAAAAAAUAGACAUUACGAUGACAGUUAUUUGAAAUACGGGUUCACAGUCAUAAAUAAUAAUCCUCAAUGUGUAAUUUGCGGCGAUGUUUUAUCAAGUGAGAGUAUGAAACCGUCAAAGCUUAUGCGGCAUCUCACAACCAAGCAUCAAAAAGAAGCUGAUAAGCCGUUGGAUUUCUUUGAACGAAAGUUGAAAGCUCUUAGUCAGCAGCAAAAUACUAUAAUUCAGGCAUCCAGUGUCAACGAGUCAACAUUAUUAGCUAGCUACAAAGUCGCAUAUCGAGUUGCUAAAUCAGGGAAACCACAUACAAUUGCCGAAAAUCUUAUUUUGCCAGCGGCACUCGAUAUGGUUGAAAUUAUGGUUAGUAAGCAGGAGGCAAACAAAUUACGAAAAGUACCACUUUCUGACAAUACUAUUUCACGCAGAAUAAACGAUAUGGCCAAGGAUAUUCAAGAACAAGUAGUCGAAAAAUUAAAGAAUAGCCAACAUUUUGCUUUGCAGUUCGAUGAAUCUACAGAUGUUUCCGACUGUGCACAGUUUGUAGUAUUUGUGCGCUUUGAAGCAGAUGACAGUAUUACGGAAGAAAUCUUAUUUUGCAAAGCACUUCCUGCAAACACUACUGGCCAGUGUUUGUACGAUAUGUUUUUAGAAAGCACUUGCCACUACGAUAUUGAUUGGAAAAAAUGUAUCGCUAUUUGUAGCGAUGGCGCUAAAGCUAUGACUGGCAAAAAUAGCGGACUCAUUGCAAAAUUAAAAUCGAUAAUACCAAACAUAUCCUGGACACACUGUUUUCUUCAUCGACAGGCUCUAUCUGCUAAGGUAAAGCUUUGCAAACCCGGCUAUUCAGAAUCGUUUGUGAAGAUAUGGGCUCGCUUCAUCAAAAUCUCCUUUAUCACACAGAGGUCAGGUGGCUAUCCAAAGGAAAGGUAUUGACAAGAGUUCUGGAACUGAGAGCUGAAUUGUUAAUGUUCUUACAAGAUGCAAAAUCAGAAUAUGCUUACCGUUUUUCUGACCCUAUUUGGCUCUUGAAAUUAGCAUUUUUGGCCGAUCUUUUUAGCCACCUUAACAAUUUGAACAAGAACCUUCAAGGAAGAAACGAAAAUAUUUUAACAGCUAAAGAUAAAGUAAAAGCAUUUCACGCAAAACUUCGUUUGUGGUCGACCUCUCUGCAAAACAAAAUGUUUAAGUCUUUUCCGUGUGUUCAGAAGAUUGUUGAAGAUAAUGCAUCAGACCAAAGUUUUGCAGUAUCGGCUCAUAUUCCUUGCAUGAUACAAAGCUUGCAUAAUUUACAAGAGAAACUUUUGACAUACUUUCCAGACUUGCACUCUGAAGCUGACAAUGGGCGUAGAUGGAUUUUAAACCCUUUUUUGGACAAAUCAAUAGAUCUGGCUGAUGUCAACACAAAAAUAAAAGAAUGUCUUCUAGAAUUAGCUACUGAUGGCAUGCUUAACAUGGAAUUUAAUUCGCAAAGUAUCGACGUGUUUUGGAUGAAAAGAAAACACGAAUAUCCAGAGCUGGCAAGGGAAGCUCUUAAAUUAUUAGUACCAUUCGCCACUUCAUACUUGUGUGAACUGACAUUUUCUUCAAUGGUAGACAUUAAAACUAAAAAGAGAAAUAGACUGCAAUUAGAAAAUGAUUUAAUUAUUAAUAUUUCAAA
Messenger RNA from Bactrocera tryoni, 1770 nucleotides. Its product is annotated as SCAN domain-containing protein 3-like. Lineage: Eukaryota; Metazoa; Arthropoda; Insecta; Diptera; Tephritidae. The coding region runs from base 219 to 1046 and encodes 275 amino acids. The record is from RefSeq and is a predicted model, not a curated record. The transcript is spliced from 3 exons.